Molecule: messenger RNA, 1377 nt
Organism: Paraphaeosphaeria sporulosa
Lineage: Eukaryota; Fungi; Ascomycota; Dothideomycetes; Pleosporales; Didymosphaeriaceae
Product: MFS general substrate transporter
Exons: 3
Coding region: 1-1377 (458 amino acids)
Source: RefSeq, a predicted model, not a curated record
AUGGUACUACAAAGGUUGAAGACCAUCUAUCGGUCGGUUCUGUUUCAAAUCGUCAUCGUUGGACUCGUAGCCUUUUGCGAACCCGGUAUCUGGACAGCAUUGAACAACCUGGGAGCUGGUGGAAACGCCAAACCAUUCCUCAACAAUGCCGCUAACGCGUUGACUUACGGGCUCAUGUCCAUCGGCUGCUUCAUCUCUGGAGGAAUCUCGAACAAGAUCACAGCGAAAUGGACUUUGGUCAUUGGUGCUGCAUUCUAUACACCGUACGCUGCUGGCCUAUACUGCAACAACCGGUAUGGCAACGAAUGGUUUAUGCUCCUUGGUGCUGCGCUUUGUGGAAUCGGUGCAUCCAUGCUCUGGGCUAGCGAAGCAGCAAUUGCGGUCGGUUAUCCGGAAGACAAGAAAAGAGGCCGAUACGUCGGCAUCUGGAUGGGCAUUCGUCAGAUGGGCCCGUUGGUAGGUGGAGCUAUCUCUCUGGCACUCAACGUCAAGACCAAGGAGAAGGGCAAAGUCACGUACACCACCUACCUCGGCCUCGUUGCAAUCUCAUCACUGGGCGCUCCUUUCGCCUUAUUGCUUUCGCAACCACAGAAGGUAAACCGAAGUGAUGGCACGAAGAUUCCUUACAUGAAGAAGACAACCUUCAAGACGGAGGCACGCGCUAUCUUCAGACAGCUGAAGAACCCGUACAUGCUCUUGCUGAUCCCCGUUUUCCUGGCUGGGCAGUUCGGCGUGACCUAUCAAGGCAACUAUCUUACCACAUACUUCACCGUCCGAUCUCGUGCCCUAGCCUCCUUUCUUACCGCCGUCGUCGGCGCCCUCGCCAAUCUCCUCACUGGAAUCGUCCUCGACCUGCCCCAAUUCUCAAGACCCGCAAAGUCUAAAGCCGUCUACAUCUUCGUCCUCGUCACAGUAACUGCCUCGUGGAUCUGGAAUGCCGUCGUCCAGACAAGACUCACCCGUAUGGCCGACGCACCUUCCUUCGACCUCGGCGACGGCCCCUUUUUCAACUCUGCCUUCACAGUGUACAUGUCCUUCCGCUUCUUCUACGAGAUCCUACAAACAUACAUCUACUGGCUCAUGGCGGAGAUCAAGGGUGCGCAAGGCGACGGCGACGUUUCGCGUACGACAGGCAUACUGAGGAGUUGGGAGAGCAUUGGUAGUACUAUUGCUUAUGCCAUUGGAGCGGUACAUAUCCCGAACCAGACGCAGAUGAUCGUCGGGUUUGCGCUGUGGGCGUGGACUGUGCCGUUCACGCUGAUGGCGGUAUUUGGGGAUUGGAAUAAGGGUGUGCCGAAGAACGGGCUUGGGAGCGAUAGCGAGAGCGAGAGCGAUUUGGAGGUGCAGAGGGUCGUGACUGCUGAUCAAAAGAUUUGA